AUGCCAGGAAGGAAAAAGGAGGGGACAGAGCCCAUGAGAAAUGCCCAUGGGAAGCCGCUUCUGACCCUCUGGAGGAAGGGGAAACAGAGAAGUAAAAGGACACUGCUCUAUCAGGGCCACCCUACACCCAUUCUGGGGAGAAGAGGGGGACCAUGGAGUCAGACCUUUUGCUUUACUGCAGGUCAGCUGUUGUGUGAGAUGCUGCCAAGUGCUGCUGUCUAUUACUUCCCGUGGGAGAUCAACAGCUCGGUCCCCGAGGGGAAGACACUGAGGACAUUUGGCAGGUUAUGCUGCUAUGACCUGGCCCGAUCUGAAGCCAUUCUCACCACGCAGCACAACUCGGCUCAGUACCAGGUCUAUGUUGACACCAAGUUUGUGGAGCCAUUCCAAGCCCAAGUGGGAUCUUCCUACAUGGUCCUGGGAGAGGCUGAACACAGGGAAGAAACUUCCAGUCCUGUGGUAAAAGCACGAAUAUUGACCUGUGUGGAGGGGAUGAAUGUGGCCCUGCUGGAACAAGCCAUACAGGAGCAGAGGAAAUACUUCAAUGAGAGGCAGGAGCAGAGGGAAAGCAGCACAUCCUGACAGCAGCUCUGAGACCAGCCACACGCUGGUCCUUGCACUACCAUUUGCAGCAAAUAUGUUCAAAGUAAAUUAGGGUAAUUUAGUAAAUUUGCUGUGGCAAACAGCAAAGUCACUGAGCAGGGAAACACUUUGAAGACUGACUCAAUGUGUGUGACUGUGGGCUCUCCAUUCCUGCCCCAGGUGUCAUGACUGAAAAUAGCUCUGGGAAGCAGGUUUGUUGUUUGCUUGAAAGGGUGGCUAAGGAAAGGGAACACUUGGGUUAGACUGGUUCUUCCUAUUGUGCAUUGUGAAAGAAGUCAGAAGAAGUCUCUGAAUGUGGAGUUAAGCAGCUCACCUUUGGCAGAUGGGGGAAAAGGGUAUUAGCACAAAGUUCAUUAGCUCUGCCUGGCUGUGGGCCCAUGAGUGCCUGUAUUGGGGAACCCUGACUCAGCUGCCACAAGGAACAUUCCUGGCAAAACACUCACCUAUCUGGACUGACCAAAGAAACAAGAAGAACAAAGAGUCACUAUUUUCAGUAGCACCUGCCUCUUCAGGUGGGAAGAACUGGUAUCUAAGGGGAGGAUUAAUUCUAACUCUAAAAUAAAUAUUUGCAGUACCCUGAGUACUUGACUUUCUUCCUUGACAUAGCUAAGUUUAAGAGAGCUGAAAUCACUAUUUUUGAAGUAUCAAAAGAUUUUGUAUGAAAUUUUCCUAAAUAAAGAUGA
Molecule: messenger RNA, 1286 nt
Organism: Onychostruthus taczanowskii (white-rumped snowfinch)
Lineage: Eukaryota; Metazoa; Chordata; Aves; Passeriformes; Passeridae
Gene: TEN1
Product: TEN1 subunit of CST complex
Exons: 4
Coding region: 1-582 (193 amino acids)
Biological process (GO): negative regulation of telomere maintenance via telomerase
Cellular component (GO): CST complex
Molecular function (GO): telomerase inhibitor activity; single-stranded DNA binding; telomeric repeat DNA binding
Source: RefSeq, a predicted model, not a curated record